AUGGCCUUCACUCCCAGAGGUAGAGGAGGUCCCCCACGAGGUGGACGCGGUGGUUUUGGUGGUGGUCGUGGAGGUUUUGGCGGUGGUCGUGGAGGUUUCGGCGGUGGUCGUGGUGGUGGUGCUCCCAGAGGCCGAGGUGGCCCCGCUCGUGGACGCGGCGGUGGUAGAGGAGCCCCCCGUGGUGGACGUGGUGGUGGUGCCCGAGGAGCCAAGGGUGGACAAAAAGUCAUCGUUGAGCCUCAUCGUCACGCUGGUAUCUUCGUUGCCCGCGGCGCCAAAGAAGAUCUUCUUGUCACCAAGAACUUGACUCCUGGUGACUCCGUAUACGGUGAAAAGCGGAUUGCUGUUGAGGCUCCCGCUGAAGAUGAUGCGCCUGCUGCUAAGACCGAGUACCGUGUCUGGAAUCCUUUCCGGAGCAAGCUUGCCGCAGGUGUGCUUGGUGGUUUAGACAAAAUCUUCAUGAAGCCUGGAUCUAAAGUUCUUUACCUCGGUGCCGCUUCUGGAACUAGUGUUUCUCACGUCGCAGACUUGGUUGGUCCUGAAGGAACAGUCUAUGCCGUUGAAUUCUCUCACAGAUCCGGUCGUGACCUGAUUGGCAUGGCUACAAAACGCACCAAUGUCAUUCCCAUCGUUGAAGACGCUCGUCACCCCAUGAAAUACAGACUGCUGGUCCCCAUGGUGGAUGUGAUUUUCGCUGACGUCGCCCAACCUGACCAAGCUCGUAUCGUCGGCUUGAACGCACAUCUGUUUCUCAAGAACGAGGGUGGUGUUCUCAUUAGUAUCAAGGCCAGCUGCAUUGACAGCACGGCCAAGCCCGAGGUUGUCUUCGCUCACGAAGUUGAACGUCUCAGAGCCGAGAAGAUUAAGCCCAAAGAACAACUUACACUUGAACCUUUCGAGCGUGAUCACUGUAUCGUGGCCGGUGUUUAUACCCGUUCUUAA
This is a messenger RNA of Talaromyces proteolyticus, 942 nucleotides long. RefSeq names its product Fibrillarin-domain-containing protein. The record is from RefSeq and is a predicted model, not a curated record. The transcript is spliced from 9 exons. Gene Ontology annotation, cellular component: nucleolus; box C/D methylation guide snoRNP complex; small-subunit processome. The coding region runs from base 1 to 942 and encodes 313 amino acids. Lineage: Eukaryota; Fungi; Ascomycota; Eurotiomycetes; Eurotiales; Trichocomaceae. Gene Ontology annotation, biological process: box C/D sno(s)RNA 3'-end processing; rRNA methylation. Gene Ontology annotation, molecular function: histone H2AQ104 methyltransferase activity; rRNA methyltransferase activity; RNA binding.